UCUUUUUUUUAGAAAUAACUUUUUGCUAGUAAAAAAUUAAUUGCAAAAUAUAUAAAAAUAUUGUUAUAUAGAAAGUAGAUUCAUAAUAAAAAUAACAUUCAAUAAUCUUGCUGAACAACUUGACAAAAAUGACUGCAUCUGAUGUAUCUGAAGUAGCAUCCAUGCUUUCAAAAACCAAUGUGAAAAGUUCCAAUGAAUUAAGUUUCGCUGGACGAAAGUUGAAACUUGACACAGCCAAAGAUGCCCAAGAAAUUGUAGAUGGGAUUAAAAAUUUCCAGGACUUAAAAGCUUUACGCCUGGAAGGAAACACUCUUGGUUUGGAAGCUGCAAAGGUCAUUGCAAAAGCAUUGGAGGAAAAAAGUGAAUUUGAGAAAGCUUUAUGGAGUGAUAUGUAUACAGGAAGAUUGCGGUCAGAAAUACCACCAUCAUUGGAAUAUCUUGGUAAUGGUAUCAUAACAGCCGGUGCCCGUCUAUCUGAACUAGAUUUAAGUGAUAAUGCAUUUGGACCAGAUGGUGUUAAAGGCAUUAAAAAUUUGCUUAUAAGUGAAGCUUGUUACAGUCUACAAACUCUGAAGUUAAACAACAAUGGUCUCGGCAUUGGAGGUGGGAAGAUUUUAUCUGAAGCAUUUAUUUCAUGUCACAAGUCAAGUGUUGCAGCUGGAAAGCCUUUUGCGCUAAAAGUUUUUAUAUCUGGAAGAAACCGGUUGGAAAAUGAAGGUGCAAAGGCGUUAUCCGAAGCAUUUAAACUUCUUGGAAGCCUGGAAGAGAUAACAAUGCCCCAAAAUGGCAUCCGUCCUGAAGGUGUUUCCUACUUAGCCGCAGCUUUUCAAGAAAACAAAAACCUAAAGGUUGUCAACAUAAAUGAUAAUACGUGUACAGAAUCUGGUGCAAAAGCACUUGCGCAGUGUGUACCACAUCUAAAAAGAUUGGAAAUUUUAAAUGUUGGUGAUUGUCUUCUGAAAGAUAAAGGUGCGGUUGCUUUGGCGCCUGCGUUAGCUGUUGAUUUGCCACAUCUUAAGUACGUUAUAAUGUCGUUUAACGAAAUCCGAAGGGAUGGUGCAAUUGCUAUUGCUAAGAGUAUGAAAAACAAAGACAAGUUGGAAAUUCUAAACCUUGAUGGCAAUCAACUUGGAGAUUCUACAGAUGAAGUCCAAGAUGUGAUGUCUAGUAUUAAUCGAAUAGACACACUUGCUCCUUUCGACGACAAUGAAGAUCCUGAUUCAGAUGAGGAUGAAAGUGAGGAGGAGGAGGUAGUGGAGCAAGAUGAGGAAGAAGCGGAUGACCUUUUGUCGCAAAUCAAAAGCAUGGGUCUUUCAAAAGAUUUAUCGAAUGAUACUGUUAAAACAAAUGGUGAAUCCACAAAGGUGGCAACAACAGACGACAUCAGAGCAUUUUUUCGUACUCCAACGUUGGUGAAUUGGCGUAACAUACCUUCGAAUGGAAGAAAAGAACGACUGCAAACAGUAGUUAAAGAGGAGCUGCUACCAUUGACUGCAACAGUUGCACGUGUAUAUGUAGAGAGUUGUUGUGCUCUUCAUGACAAUCAAGGAGAUUUGGAAGAACUAGCAGAUGUAAUACUUGGUACAGCCCUUGCCGAUUCGAGAUGUUCAUCAGACGAACUGGUUAAUCAGUUAUUAAUAAUGAUGGGGCUUAUCAAAGCUGAAGUGAAAGUUGAGAAAGUCGAUAAUCUGAAAGGUCCAUUAACAGGACUUGCAAGCAUCAUUUCUCAAGAGUACUUCCCAAGAAAUAUCGUCUCAACGUUUAUAGCAUUUUUUAUGAAGCCUAAUACAUUGCUCGAUCGAUGUUCAACAGAACGACACACGGUUCUACAAAAACUUCACCAAAAAUAAGUUUGUCAUAUAGUUGGAAAUACAGCACAGUUGUUAAA
This is a messenger RNA of Hydractinia symbiolongicarpus, 1888 nucleotides long. Its product is annotated as ran GTPase-activating protein 1-like. The transcript has 16 exons. Gene Ontology annotation, cellular component: cytosol; nucleus; perinuclear region of cytoplasm. Gene Ontology annotation, molecular function: small GTPase binding; GTPase activator activity. Lineage: Eukaryota; Metazoa; Cnidaria; Hydrozoa; Anthoathecata; Hydractiniidae. The record is from RefSeq and is a predicted model, not a curated record. Gene Ontology annotation, biological process: nucleocytoplasmic transport; activation of GTPase activity; signal transduction. The coding region runs from base 129 to 1850 and encodes 573 amino acids.